AUGACUGGACCCGGAAAAUCAAUCAUCAUCAUCAUCAUCAUCAUCAUCAUCAUGAGAUUGUUUCUGGUUUUACCUCAUCUGCUGGUGUUCAUAUCAGUGUUUUCUCUCAGAUCAGGAAUCUUCUACCCAUUCGGUUCAGCAGCAGGAGACUCAAUAAACCCUGCUGCUGAUGAUAGAAGCUCCUCUGGUAUUACACUGUUGAGUCCCUUUCUGUUCUUUGGACGAACAUAUAAGCAGAUUUACGUUAAUAAUAAUGGAGACCUCACAUUCAGCCAGGCUUUUUCACAGUUUGUUCCCUACUCAUUUCCUGCUAAUGAAAGUCAAGAUAUAAUUGCUGGACUCUGGACUGACCUUGAUAACAGAGCAAGUGGAGUCAUCUCUUAUCAUCAAUACACUAAUGGAAGUGUUCUCACUCGCGCCACUCAGGAUAUAAACACUUAUUUCCCAAAUCUGCCCUUCACUGCUUCUUGGGUCUUUGUUGCAACAUGGGAUAAAGUACCUUACUAUCUCUCUACAACAGAAACAUCAUUUCAAGUGGUUUUAAUCUCAGGCAGUAAUUAUUCAUUUAUUCUGAUGAAUUAUGGAGACAUUGCUGCAACUGAACGAAGAGUGGAGGCUGGUUAUGACACUGUAAACUCCACAAAUUACUUUGUGAUUUGUGGAUCAAACAAUGGAAGCUCAAUCUCAAACCUCAACACCUCCAGUAAUGUCAAUGUUCCAGGCCGAUGGGUCUUCAGGGUGGACGGUGGAUCUCAGACAGGAUCAGGAAUCUUCUACCCAUUCGGUUCAGCAGCAGGAGACUCAAUAAACCCUGCUGCUGAUGAUAGAAGCUCCUCUGUUAUUGCACUGUUGAGUCCCUUUCUGUUCUUUGGACGAACAUACCAGAAGAUUUAUGUUAAUAAUAAUGGAGACCUCACAUUCAGCCAGGCUUUUUCACAGUUUGUUCCCUACUCAUUUCCUGCUAAUGAAAGUCAAGAUAUAAUUGCUGGACUCUGGACUGACCUUGAUAACGGAGCAAGUGGAGUCAUCUCUUAUCAUCAAUACACUAAUGGAAGUGUUCUCACUCGCGCCACUCAGGAUAUAAACACUUAUUUCCCAAAUCUGCCCUUCACUGCUUCUUGGGUCUUUGUUGCAACAUGGGAUAAAGUACCUUACUAUCUCUCUACAACAGAAACAUCAUUUCAAGUGGUUUUAAUCUCAGGCAGUAAUUAUUCAUUUAUUCUGAUGAAUUAUGGAGACAUUGCUGCAACUGAACGAAGAGUGGAGGCUGGUUAUGACACUGUAAACUCCACAAAUUACUUUGUGAUUCCUGGAUCAAACAAUGGAAGCUCAAUCUCAAACCUCAACACCUCCAGUAAUGUCAAUGUUCCAGGCCGAUGGGUCUUCAGGGUAGACGGUGGGCCUCAGACAGCAACUACAACAACAACACCAACUACAACCACUCAAACAACACCUACAACAACUACUACAACACCUACAACAACUACAACACCUACAACCACUCAAACAACACCUACAACACCCACAACCACUCAAACAACACCUACAACACCCACAACCACUCAAACAACACCUACAACAACUACAACACCUCCAGUAACUACAACAAUGUCUCCUACAACAACACUGCCAGCACCACAAAUCUUCUACGCAUUCGGUUUAGCAGCAGGAGACUCAAUAAAUCCUGCUACUGAUGAUGGAAGCUCCUCUGUUAUUACACUGUUGAGUCCAUUUCUGUUUUUUGGACGAACAUGCAAGCAGAUUUAUGUUAAUAAUAAUGGACUCCUCACAUUCAGCCAGGCUUCUUCACAGUAUGCUCCCAACUCAUUUCCAUCUUAUGGAAGUCAAGAUAUAAUUGCUGGACUCUGGACCAACCUUGAUAACCGAGUAAGAGGAGUCGUCUCUUAUCAUCAAUACACUAAUGGAAGUGUUCUCACUCGCGCCACUCAGGAUAUAAACAAUUAUUUCCCAAAUCUGACCUUCACCGCUUCUUGGGUUUUUGUUACAACAUGGAAUAAAGUGUCUUAUUACAGCUUGACCAACACAGAAACAUCGUUUCAAGUGGUUUUAAUCUCAGGCAGUAAUGAUUCAUUUAUCCUGAUAAAUUAUGGAGACAUUGCUGCAACAGGACAUGCAGUGGAGGCUGGUUAUGACACUGUAAACUCCUCAAAUUACUUUGUGAUUCCUGGAUCAACCAAAGGGAACUCCAUCUCAAACCUCAACACCUCCAGCAAUGUCAAUGUUCCAGGCAGAUGGGUCUUCAGGGUGGACGGUGGACCUAAAGUCAGCAUUGUGAAAAUGUGUGUGUGCGCGUGUGUGUGUGUUGCUGGAAUUCCAGUGAGAUAUAAAUCAGUUUUGGACCUCACGGAGAAUGGAAAUGCUGAAAUGAAGUUACAGCAAAUCAAACAGGAGCUGUGCAGGACAGGACAGUCAAGUGAUAUAAACCUGGCGAUUAAACAAGUGCAAAAUAUCAAUCCAUAAUAUCAGCAAACAUCCCUGCUCGCUGAUGAUACAAAACAUUUGAUUGAUUUUUAAAGAAUUUGCAUAAUUUCAUUUAAAAUAUUUACAAUGGUCAAAAACAGGUUGUGAAAUAUUGUAAAAAGCAUUGCCCCUCAUUUUUGCCACAUUAAGAUCUUAUCAAAAAUCAUUCUUCAGCUUAAAUCAGUUUAGGGUUCAUUCAUUUGUUGUUGUUCAAUAACUGUAUAAUUAAUCAGUUAUGAGAUUAAUUAAAUUCAUCUUUAAGAAGUUCAGUUUGAGUCUGUUCAGUUCACAAACAAGAAAGAAUUGAUUAAGUUAGCGACCGCUUUUAUUUUCUCAAACUUCAGAUUUUAAACUACACAAAUAUAACAUUUGUUUCUUCAAAUUUUGUUUUACCAAACAAACAAAAUACAAAUUUUAAAGCGAGUUUGGCAUCUACCCCAGUGUCAGUGUAGUUAAAUUAAUAAUCAAUGAAUAUUAAAUGAUUUUUAAAGCACCUGAUAAUGAUGUAAUAAUGAGGUUGUUUAAGUCUAAAGCAGCGUUUCCCAACCCUGUUCUACACCAACAGUACCUAUUGUAGAUGUCUGUAUCUGUC
Danio aesculapii is the source of this 3073-nucleotide messenger RNA. RefSeq lists its product as uncharacterized. Gene Ontology annotation, biological process: cell-matrix adhesion. The transcript has 17 exons. Lineage: Eukaryota; Metazoa; Chordata; Actinopteri; Cypriniformes; Danionidae. The record is from RefSeq and is a predicted model, not a curated record. Bases 1 to 2481 code for a protein of 826 amino acids.